Molecule: messenger RNA, 1029 nt
Organism: Closterium sp. Naga37s-1
Lineage: Eukaryota; Viridiplantae; Streptophyta; Zygnematophyceae; Desmidiales; Closteriaceae
Source: the annotation of a GenBank genome assembly
AUGCAUAUCGCAUGGACUUCCGCCGCAAAAUCCGCAAAGAAGCGCAAGCGACUCGCUAAGGGCGGCGAGGCCGUUCUCCGCGCAUUCGGGGAUCCGGAUGACGUGGCCGCAGCACCUUCGAUCGAUGACGUGGCCGUGGCUGACGAGGCGCGCGAAGAUUUCGCCACGUGUACCCCAGGCGAGAUGGAACCUAGGAGAAAGACGAGAGUUCAGGAGACGGCGCAGCUUCAGCAGAGGGGAAACACCUUGGCACAGGCACGUGGGGGCCACGUACCCGCUUCUGCUCCCUCCCUCACCACUCUCUCCUUCUCCUCGCCCUGCAUUCCCCCCUUGCUCCCCCUACCACUCCCCUAUACACUCCCUCAGGAAGGAGAGUUUUCUGCUGCUCUUGCCGCGUGGGACGCUGCCAUUGGCCUGUCUCCCCUGCCACGUCAGCGCGCGGUGCUGUUCGAGCAGAAGGCGCAGGUGCUGAUGGAGAUGGGGCGGCUGUGGGAGGCCGUCCGAGCUGGCACAUGCGCCACGGAUAUUGCCCCAGAUUGGCACAAUGCGUGGGUGACAUUGGCACGCGCUCAGCUCAACUUUGGAGAGCCCCACCUCGCCCAAGCCUCCUUCUCCCGCGCACUCCUGCUGCAGCCUGGCAGCACGGAGACACAGCAGGAGCUCAGGGAAGCCUCGCGAUUGGCUGUGAAGCAGCGCCAGCUGGCAGCAGCGGCUGACAGGUGUCCUGAGAUGCGGACACGUGGUGAAGAGAGGUUGGUCGAGGAGGGGCCUGAGGGUGGGGGACAGCAGCAGGAGCAGGAGGAGGAAGAGCAGGAGAAUGAGCAGCAGCGGCAGGAGCAGGAGGAGCAGCAGCAGCUGGUGAGGAGACGUGAGAGGGGAAAUGGAGACGGUAAUGACAGCAAUGGGCAUGCUGAAGCUGCUGGUGCUGCCACUCCUGCUAACGCUGCUGAUGCUGAUGCUGAUGAUGCUGGUGGUGAUGCUGAUGAUGCUGGUGGUGAUGCUGAUGCUGCUGCCGAUACUGGUGGUUGA